This is a messenger RNA of Syngnathus acus (greater pipefish), 2718 nucleotides long. RefSeq names its product acyl-CoA synthetase long chain family member 1a (gene acsl1a). Gene Ontology annotation, biological process: very long-chain fatty acid metabolic process; long-chain fatty acid metabolic process; long-chain fatty-acyl-CoA biosynthetic process. NCBI's taxonomy places the organism in Eukaryota, Metazoa, Chordata, Actinopteri, Syngnathiformes, Syngnathidae. Gene Ontology annotation, molecular function: arachidonate-CoA ligase activity. The record is from RefSeq and is a predicted model, not a curated record. Bases 112 to 2205 code for a protein of 697 amino acids. The transcript is spliced from 21 exons. Gene Ontology annotation, cellular component: endoplasmic reticulum; membrane.
UGUGAGAACCUCAGAGGUCUAUUAGAAGUCAUCGAGUCCUUCCUCACAGAAACCAGCGCACUUCUGCAAAGAGUUUCUACUUCUCAGUCACUAAGAACUUACAAAACAGCCAUGCAGGCUCAGGAAGUCCUGAGACAGUUGCGGCUUCCUGAGCUGGAUGACUUGCGCCAGUACAUACGUGGACUUCCCACCAACACGCUGCUGGGCAUGGGCGCCGUGGCCACCUUAACCACCUACUGGUUCUGCACCCGACCGCGAGCCCUCCUGCCGCCAUGCGACCUCACCAUGCAGUCGGCAAACAUGCAGAGUGAGGAAAACGCGAGAAGAUCGGUGCUCAACAACAGCGACGAACACAUGGCGUACUACCACAGCGACGCAAAGACGAUGUACGAGGGCUUUCUACGAGGGCUUCGAGUGUCAAAUAACGGACCGUGUUUAGGAGCGAGAAAACCAAACCAGCCGUACGAGUGGCAGUCGUACAGAGAGGUUGCAGACCGGGCCGAGAACGUGGGCUCCGCCUUGCUUCACAAGGGUCACUCUCAGUCCGGAGACCAAUUUAUUGGGAUCUUUGCACAGAACAGACCAGAGUGGACCAUUUCCGAGCUGGCUUGUUACACGUACUCCCUUGUAGCCGUCCCGCUGUACGACACGCUGGGCGCAGAGGCCAUCGGCUUCAUCAUCGAUAAAGCCACCAUCAGCACAGUGAUCUGCGACGUGCCCGAAAAAGCUCGGAUGAUCCUCGACUGUUUCAACGAAAAAAAGCAAACGGUGAAGACGAUUGUGAUGAUGGAGCCGUUUGAUGCCGAGCUGGUGGCCCGAGGACAAACGUUCGGAGUCGAGGUUAUGAGCCUGAAGGACUUUGAGGACUUGGGUAAAACUUACCACCAUGACCCCAUGCCACCGAAACCAGAGGACCUUGCGCUUAUCUGCUUCACAUCUGGAACUACAGGAAACCCAAAGGGUGCAAUUCUCACCCAUGGAAAUAUCAUCGCAAACACUGCAGCUUUUCUUAAAAUAACUGAGGUUCACUGCAUGCUGAGCUGCCGUGAUGUUCUCAUAUCCUAUCUACCUUUAGCUCAUAUGUUUGAGAGAGUUGUUCAGGGCGUCAUCCUCACCCAAGGCGCUCGUAUCGGAUUCUUCCAAGGUGACAUUCGACUCUUGAUGGACGACCUGAAAGAACUGCGGCCGACGUUCUUCCCUGUGGUGCCACGUCUCCUAAACCGCAUGUUUGAUAAGAUAUUUAGCCAAGCCAACACGCGGCUAAAAAGAUGGAUGCUUGAUUUGGCAUUCCAAAGGAAGCUUUCGGAGCUGAAUAGCGGUGUGGUCAGGAGGGACAGUAUCUGGGAUAAGCUUAUCUUCAAAAAAGUACAGGCAAGCUUGGGUGGACGCGUGAGGGUGAUGCUUACAGGAGCGGCGCCCGUGUCUCCCCCCGUGCUGACUUUCCUAAGAGUUGCGUUGGGAUGUCAGUUUUACGAAGGCUACGGUCAGACAGAAUGCACAGCAGGAUGCUCCAUGUCGUUGCCUGGUGACUGGACAGCUGGUCACGUCGGGCCUCCUCUGCCCUGCAACGCUAUCAAAUUGGUCGAUGUGGAAGACAUGAAUUAUUUUGCAGCCAACAAUGAAGGAGAGGUUUGUGUCAAAGGACCAAAUGUCUUCCUGGGAUACCUGGGAGACCCCGAGAAAACGGCGGAGGCCAUCGAUAAAGACGGAUGGCUGCACACGGGGGACGUUGGCAAAUGGCUUCCAAACGGCACUCUGAAGAUCAUCGAUAGGAAGAAGCACAUCUUCAAGCUGGCUCAAGGGGAAUACAUCGCCCCGGAGAAAAUCGAGAACAUUUACAACCGCAGCGACCCGGUGGCGCAGAUAUUCGUGCACGGUGACAGCUUACAGGCAUGCUUGGUGGCGAUCGUGGUGCCCGAUCCUGACUUUUUACCCAUUUGGAUCAAGAAACGAGGCAUUACUGGCUCCUACUUGGAGUUGUGCAAGAACAAUGAUGUUAAGAACGCCAUUUUGGAGGACAUUCAGAGGCUGGGCAAAGAAGCUGGACUCAAGUCUUUUGAACAGGUGAGAGACAUUGCAUUACAUUCGGAGAUGUUCUCUGUGCAAAACGGCCUGCUGACACCGACGCUCAAGGCUAAAAGAGCAGAUAUUCGGAAUCACUUCAGAGUGCAGAUAGAUGAACUUUAUGCGGGCCUUAAGGUCUAAGCGGAUUGGACUGGAAGGUUACAACUGAAUGGGAACAUGUUUCCCAGUGACACUUUUUUUUUUUUUGGUCUAAGCUUUCCUCAACAGAGCACCAAAUCAAGUGAGUGGUUUUAUUUAUCCUAGUAUAAAUCUUGCAGAAGUUUAAACUGGAGGUUUUAAAGUUUGUGGCAUGCGCGUGGAUAUUUAAUGAAGUCAUUACAGGUAAAUAAUAUUUGAAUUAUACCUAAUAUAACAAAGAAUGAUAUUCUGAGCUUUGAAUAUAUUUGCAUUCCCCCAUUUCUCAACCGGUUCAGUUUGUUUUUAUGAUUUUCAUUUGGGGGGCACAGAAUAGCAACAAUUUUAAUCCUGUCUUUGUCACACUAUUCGUUUUAAAAGGUGACUUAUUGGAAUUGAGACCUGCCAAUUCAAAUCAUAUUGUGCUUGUAAAAUAAUGUAUAAAAUAUAUAUAUAUAUUUUUUGCAGGUUCGUGCUUAAGUUGUGAGUAAAACAAAGUUCAAUAAAGUGCAAAAGUAA